CUGAGAAACAAGAUUCUAUGACAAACACUUGUUUUUUUAUUUUAGUUUUUUUUUGGAUAUUAUUCAAUUAUUUAGUCAGACUAUUUCAAAAUGGAGUAAUUGACAAUGUCACAUAGAAACAUUCGUGAAGCUUGCUAUUGACUUUUGCGGAGUCAAUGAUCUUGAUCUUGAUCCUCUCUCAAUCUUUCGUAUAACUUUUCAGAGUAAAAGUCUUUGUUGAUCUUGAUCAUCCCUCAAUCUUUAUGCUAAUGGAUUCUUCUUUUUUCCUUACCAUUCUUGUUGCUGCAAUAAGCUUCUUCAUCUUUCUUAUAAAGUUCCGGAUCUAUCAAGAAAACAAAGAUGGGGGUUCUUCUUCUACAUCUCCUCCAUCCACGUUGUCUUCUUUAACAUCUCCUCCGUCUUCUUUGUCUUCUUCAACUUCUCCUUCAUCUUCUUUGUCUUGCACCGGGACUCACCAUGUCUUUGCGAGCUUCCGUGGGGAAGACGUUCGCAGAAAAAUUUUAAGUUACAUUCAACAGGAGUUUCAAAGAAAAGGAAUCAUUCCGUUCAUUGAUAAUGAGAUCAAGCGAGGAGAAUCCAUUGGUCCUGAACUCAUUAAGGCCAUUAGAGAAUCUAAGAUCGCGAUUGUCUUACUCUCGAGGAACUAUGCUUCUUCAAAGUGGUGUCUUGACGAAUUGGUGGAGAUUAUGGAAUGCAAGAAAAAGUUUGGUCUAACAGUGUUUGUAGUUUUCUAUGAAGUUGAUCCAUCCCAUGUUAAGAAGCUGACCGGAGAAUUUGGAGCUGUCUUUCAGAAAACUUGUAAGGGUAGAACAAAGGAGGAGAUUUGGAGAUGGAGACAAGCUUUUGAGGAAGUGGCUACAAUUGCUGGUUACGAUUCAAGAGACUGGUUCGUCUACUUUGCUCUUAAUCUUUCAAUAUAUCAAACUAAAUGUAUUAAUCUCUCUGUUUUUUUGGUAGGGAAAAUGAAGCUGCCAUGGGUUGAUGGUUUCGAGGAUCUUGCUUGGAAAGUGACAAGACUUGCUGGUAGGCUCCCUUUGGGACUUAGGGUUAUGGGUUCUCGUUUAAAAGGAAUGUCCAAGGAAGAGUGGAAAGCGGAACUACCAAGGUUAAGGGUUCGCCUUAACGGAGAUAUAUGGAGCAUUUUAAAGUAUAGUUAUGAUGCCUUGGACGACGAAGACAAAGAUUUAUUUCUCUAUAUAGCCUGCUUUUUCAACGAUGAAAGCAUUGAUCAUACCUUUGAGGAUACUUUUAAAAAUAAUUUCUCGAACGUGCAGCAAGGGUUUCGGGUUUUAGUUCAAAGAUCUCUCAUAUCCGAGGAGAGAUAUCAACCGAUGCAUAAUCUACUAGUUCAAUUGGGUAGAGAAAUUGUGCGUAAGCAAUCCAAUGAGCCUGGGAAACGUCAAUUUUUAGUUGAUCCUAGGGAUGUUUGUGAAGUACUCACUGAUCAUACAGGUAGUGAAAGUGUUGUAGGCAUAAGUUUGGAAGUUUAUGAGAACAUAGACAAACUAAAUAUAAGUGAGAGAGCUUUUGAAAAAAUGUCUAAUCUUCAAUUUUUGAGAAUCUUUAAAGGAAGAUGGCACUUACCACAAGUUCUAAACAAUCUACCUCCAAAUCUUAGAAUUCUAGAAUGGGAUGAUUAUCCAAUGUCAUGUUUGCCUUCUAAGUUUAAUCCGGAGUUCCUUGUCAAGAUAUUAUUGAAAGGCAGCAAGCUCGAGAAACUGUGGGAAGAAAAUCAACAGCGGCUUAUCAAUCUCAAGGUGAUGGAUUUACGCUAUUCAGAAAAUUUGAAGGAGCUUCCUAAUCUCUCAAAGGCCACUAAUCUCGUACAACUGAAUCUCAUGGGAUGCUCAAGUUUGAUAGAGCUUCCUUACAUAUAUAUUGGAAAUGCUACUAAUAUCCAAAGCUUAAAUCUAACAUAUUGCUCAAGCCUGGUGGAGCUUCCCUCCUCUGUUGGAAAUAUAAUUAAUCUCCAGGAAUUAUCUAUUGGAAACCUAGUGGAUCUUCCUUCAUCUAUUGGAAACCUCCGUAUGUUGAAGACGUUGUGUUUGCAAGGAUGCUCAAAGGUAAAGGUUCUUCCCAUCAACAUAACCUUGGAUUCUCUAGAAGAACUUGAUGUCACUGGUUGCUCGCAAUUGAAAAGUUUUCCUGAGAUUUCUACAAACAUUGAAAGCCUUAUGCUCUGUGGAACUUUGAUAAAAGCAUUUCCUUUGUCGAUAAAGUCAUGGUCUCGACUUCAUGACUUGCGUAUAACAUAUUGCGAAGAACUUGAAGAAUUCCCACAUGCUCUUGACAUCAUCACAGAACUGGAGUUAAACGAUACAGAAAUAGAAGAAGUUCCUGGAUGGGUCAAUGGAAUGUCUCGUUUACGUCAACUUGUACUCAACAAAUGCACGAAGUUGGUAUCACUCCCGCAGCUUCCAAAUUCCUUAUCAAUUUUAAAUGCAGAAUCAUGUGAGUCCUUGGAGACACUUGCUUGCUCCUUUCCUAAUCCCAAAGUUUGUCUCAAAUUUAUUGACUGCUGGAAACUGAAUGAAAAAGGGAGAGACAUCAUCAUCCAGACAUCGACAAGUAGUUACGCGAUCUUGCCAGGUAGAGAAAUUCCUGCGUUCUUCGCUUACCGAGCUACUACUGGAGGUUCUGUGGCAGUGAAGUUUAAUCAGAGGCGUCUUCCUACAUCUUUUAGAUUUAAGGCUUGCAUCUUGCUGGUUUACAAGGGUGAUGAAGCUGAUUACGCGGAAUGGGGGUCAGUAUAUCUUACCAUCGUAGACAAACAGAGUGGUCGCGAGUAUGGAUUUGAAACCAAAUAUCGAAGUCCAUAUUUAACGGAGCAUCUGUACAUAUUCGAAAUGGAAGUUAAAAAUGUGGAAUCCAGAGAGAUUUUCUUAAAGUUCGGAACCCACAGUAGCAUAUGGGAGAUAGGUAAAUGCGGGAUACGCCCACUCUUGGAGGACGACACUCACGUCGAAGGUUCUAUAUAAUGACAUGAUUGUACUGUAUAUAUGUUUGUAACACAGUUUCCUUCUUCUCUCUUAUUGUUCUUUCACUGUUUCAAAUUUUGUAACGGUUGGUAUUCAAACCGGAAUCAUUAAACAUGUCUCUACAGUGAGAGAUCAACCAAAGUUAAGUCGGAUUCAGUGUCUUGGUUGACUAAUACAGGCUUAAUCCCUCAUCAACAAUAUAAAU
Messenger RNA from Arabidopsis lyrata subsp. lyrata, 3183 nucleotides. RefSeq names its product probable disease resistance protein RPP1. NCBI's taxonomy places the organism in Eukaryota, Viridiplantae, Streptophyta, Magnoliopsida, Brassicales, Brassicaceae. Gene Ontology annotation, biological process: signal transduction; defense response. The record is from RefSeq and is a predicted model, not a curated record.